Molecule: messenger RNA, 774 nt
Organism: Mucor velutinosus
Lineage: Eukaryota; Fungi; Mucoromycota; Mucoromycetes; Mucorales; Mucoraceae
Product: microtubule integrity protein mal3
Exons: 7
Coding region: 1-774 (257 amino acids)
Biological process (GO): ceramide biosynthetic process; ceramide catabolic process
Cellular component (GO): endoplasmic reticulum membrane
Source: RefSeq, a predicted model, not a curated record
AUGACACAACCAGCAGGAUAUUGGGGUCCUGUCACUAGUUCAGUUGAUUGGUGCGAAGAAAACUAUACACAUUCAUAUUACAUUGCUGAAUUUUGGAAUACGAUUUCAAGUUUAGCGAUGGUUGCAUUAGGAUUUCUUGGUGUAGCGCUCCACCACAGAUCACUUGGAUGGAGACUAUCUGCUAGCUAUCUCUUGAUCGUUGUGGUAGGCAUUGGAAGUGUCUUAUUUCAUGCCACUCUCCAGUUUGAACAUCAAAUGUGGGAUGAAGUCCCAAUGGUAUGGUGCGCAUGUCAGCUCUUGUGGGUCUUGCUAGACGAACACGGCUACAAAGGAAUUGGAUACACAGUGUGCAUCUCAAUCUAUUGCGCAUUCGCAACCUACGUUACCAGUAUGAACAAGGGCACAACUCAAUUCUUUAUGUUUCAGACCUCGUUUGGUUUAGUAAUGUGGACCGAUCUUUAUUUUGUGUAUCAACUGUAUAAGAAUGUCAGGAAUGAGCAGGUUACUAGAUUAUUUCAUCAGGGCUGCAAGUUCUUAGCAUUGGCCCUUGGCGUGUGGCUGUUUGACUCCAAUUUUUGCUUUGUAUUCGAUCAUGUUCCUAAUCCACAAUUUCACGCAUGGUGGCAUGUAUUGAUGUGCACUAGUCUUCACUAUUUCUUUGUAGCAUGUGGCCAUGAAUCAGUCGUUCGCACCGGUGAGCAAGCAGAAAUCAGAUAUUUCUUAAAUAUGAUUCCCUACGUUUAUAAAAUGAGACAAAAGAAGCACAACGAAUAA